AACAUGGGGACGUGAAAGUUGUAGGUGUGAAUAUGUGACAAAAGGGGGGGUUUAUUAUUAGUUAUGUAUUUCUAUGUUUCAUACUUUGUGCACUGAGUUUUAACACAUGCCAGUCGCCUCAGAAAGCAGUGAAAUGAUGACAUUGCGAGACUGGAGGCAAGCAAUCAGGACGCCAACAGCAUACCGUGUUGGGAACAGUUUCAAAAUGGAGUGGGCUACAGUGAAGGAUCAAACCUUGUACAUCGGUGGCCUUGGUAAAGAAUGGACCACAAGUUCGGGAGAGCUUGUUAACUUCAACCCUCAAUGGAUUAAAACAGUCUCCGUGUCUGGAGAAGUUUCUCAUAUAAACUGGCGUGAUAAGUACAACAAGAUUAGACGUGCUGUAGGGAUUGAAUUUCCAGGGUACAUGAUCCAUGAAGCAGUUUCAUGGAGUACAUACCAUAAACGCUGGUUUUUCCUUCCAAGACGUUCCUCAAAAGAAAAAUAUGAUGAAAAUCUGGAUAAUGAAAGAGGAACUAACAUGAUUAUCACAGCUGAUGAAAACUUUGAUGAUAUAAAGGUUACUUUCGUUGGGGAAGUUGUUCCUACCCAUGGAUUUUCAUCUUUCAAGUUUUUGCCAGGAACUGAUGACAGUAUAAUAGUAGCACUCAAAACAAUGGAGACUUCUAAAGAGGUGCGGACAUUUGUUAUGGCAUUUACAGUUACUGGUAAAAUACUGCUUAAAGAAACUCCUGUUGCUGAGAUGAAGUAUGAAGGCCUUGAAUUUAUUUAAAAUUCCUGUUAUAUUAACAGGGUGAAGUUAACUAGUUCAUUUUGUACACAUGCCUGCAGGCAUGAUUAGAGAUGACCUCAUGGAUGAAAAGAAGUACAGUCUUCUGUACUGAAUAGUCAUAAGUGUCAGUAAUGAAAUUUAGAACAUUACAUUAAAAUUUGUAAUCACCAUGAUCUGCAUUAAGUUCAUAAAGAAUAGUAUGUAAAAAAAUGUGGCUGUGCUAAAGAAAGUAAUUUUAUUCUUGAAUGUAAGUGUAUGUUGUAUAUUGUUAAAAAAUAAAUAAUUUAUUUCUGUAAUUAA
Molecule: messenger RNA, 1072 nt
Organism: Schistocerca gregaria
Lineage: Eukaryota; Metazoa; Arthropoda; Insecta; Orthoptera; Acrididae
Product: soluble calcium-activated nucleotidase 1-like
Exons: 2
Coding region: 107-772 (221 amino acids)
Biological process (GO): proteoglycan biosynthetic process
Molecular function (GO): UDP phosphatase activity; calcium ion binding; GDP phosphatase activity
Source: RefSeq, a predicted model, not a curated record